Messenger RNA from Aspergillus puulaauensis, 5049 nucleotides. It is a transcript of the gene REV3, whose product is annotated as DNA-directed DNA polymerase zeta catalytic subunit REV3. Lineage: Eukaryota; Fungi; Ascomycota; Eurotiomycetes; Eurotiales; Aspergillaceae. The transcript is spliced from 2 exons. Gene Ontology annotation, cellular component: nucleus; zeta DNA polymerase complex. Bases 1 to 5049 code for a protein of 1682 amino acids. The record is from RefSeq and is a predicted model, not a curated record. Gene Ontology annotation, biological process: error-prone translesion synthesis; double-strand break repair via homologous recombination. Gene Ontology annotation, molecular function: DNA binding; nucleotide binding; DNA-directed DNA polymerase activity.
AUGGAGCCUUUCCAAGUGCGCCUAAACUGUGUGGACCAUUAUCAGGCAAACCCGUCAGAACUCGACCCUCCUCUACCUCACAGGAUUGGAAAUAGGGAGAAGAGUUACAAGCCUAAGGUCCCUGUGGUUAGAAUAUUCGGUACUACGGAAACAGGCCAGAAAAUUUGCGUCCAUGUUCAUGGCGCGUUUCCCUAUCUCUAUGUUCGGUACGACGGGGACUUGAACCCCGAGACAGUACGGUCCGCGGCAAGGAGUCUGCAUAUUUCAAUAGAUCAUGCCCUGGCAGUCAGUUACCGACGUAAUGCGUACGACAAAAAGGCUGCUUUUGUUGCGCAUAUUACCUUGGUGAAGGGUGUCCCAUUCUAUGGGUACCAUGUAGGAUACCGGUUCUUUUUUAAGAUAUACCUACUAAACCCUAUCUACACCACGCGGCUAGCGGAUUUGCUUCUCCAAGGAGCUGUGAUGAAGCGCCCGAUUCAACCAUACGAAAGCCACAUUCAGUAUAUCCCGCAAUGGAUGUGCGAUUAUAGUCUGUUCGGCUGCGCGUUUAUGAAGUGCGGCAAGGUCACAUUUCGCUCUCCGAUACCAGAAUAUCUAGAUCUUCCCGAUUUGUUCCAUCGCUGGCAUGACCGAUCAAUACCAUCUGAUUGGAUUUCAGACGAGAGUGUUCUGCCCAAACAAAGCCACUGCCCGCUAGAAGCCGAUGUUUGCGCCCAAGAUAUCCUGAAUAGAUUGGAGAUAAAUGAGCGGCCCAUUCAUCAUGACUUCGGCGAGUUUUUGAAGCCUGCGGUGUUAAGCGAAAAGCUUGUUCCAAGUUUGGCGGGACUAUGGCAAGAUGAAAAGCGCCGGCGCAAAAAACGACUCGGACUCGUCGAUCCGGAUAGCAGCCCGUUUAGCAACGAAGACCUAGUCUCAUUCACGUCUGAUCCAAGAAAGAGCUCCCAGGGAGAUUGGAUCCAUGGGGAUGAAUUCCAGUUAUUGGUGCAACAAAUUGCUGCCGAGGAGCGACACCAAGAUAGUGACCAGGAUGCAACGUUGGAUGGGCUCUUGCGAGACAACAUGUACGAGAAGGAUGUCAAAACUGCUUUGGAGAGCGUUGAAGACUUCUUUCCCGGCCCAGAUGGGUUUACGAAUUUGCAACUGCGCUACAACAGCGAAAGUGAUCCUGCAGAAGAGCGGGCCCAAGACUACGUUGACGAAGAUGCUGUUCGGCUCGUUGAAUCAAAUGCGGAACCUAACUCGUCUGAUGAGGAUGGCAUGACUGACAUAUUUUCCGAGGAUGAGGAUGAAGUGGACCUUGUCAAGUUUGUGACUAACAUGCAGCAAGAUGAGAAUUCCGAUGAGAAUUCUCAAACUCACGAACACGGGCCUUUCGGAUCUCGAUAUGAUGAAUUGGAUUCAGAACGAAAUGGCACUUCUCGCUCUGAAGAGUUGGGGAGCGUUCCAGGUUUAGAAACCCACGGAAUCCAGCUCGAUGUCCCGACUCAAAACAAGAUACAAAGUGGUUAUAUGCCGGCGACGAGACUGGAACAGAAUAAAAUACUGGACAAAACUACCCAGAGCUGCAUACAUUCUAGCCAUCCCCAACCUUGGGAGGCAAAUUCAGAGCAUGACAUUACCAUGAAGGAUUAUAAUAAUACGCCUAGUCGCCGUGCAGAACAGUCAUCUCCGCAGGAACAGCCCUUCUCCUCCCAGUCGACAAUUCGUCCCAAAGGCAUGAGCCAAACUGGUACAUUAAAUUUCCCUGUUGUCAAAGAUCCCAAGGAUCCGAUGACAAUCCUGCGCUUCAGUCAAGAGGGGUCAACCUCGAAAGUCCUGUCGGACAUGGUAGCAAAGCAAAACGGCGACCCUGGGCAAGUCGAGGGCAUGAUGCAACCUUAUUCUUCUACUGAGACUGAAUUUGAUGGUUCAUCGGAUAUAAUUGCCUCUGAAUUCGCAGAUAUUAUGCUUGAAGCUUUCAAUAUACCAUCACAUAUUCGCUUGGGUUGUUUGCGGCAACCCUGCCCUAGUCCUAGGGAAGUUUCUUCAACAAUAAAUGCGUACGGAUACCCGAGUGUCAUCUACCAAGAUGCGCACUACAGUCGGGACGACGACGUUCCUGAUCGCCCACGGGACUAUGCAGGAAGGGAGUUUCGACUUGGGGGUACCAGUAUACAUUAUCUUCCUGAUUUUGAUCCUUCUGGUCGUUUCACCGUAAUGUUGGGUGAACAGGAUAUAGGGUCAAAGGAUAGACGUGACUGGAAUGAAGCAGAUCAUCAAUUACGAGUCGCAUCUACCGCUAGGGUUUGGGAAUUUGCAGCGGUGCCCCCUAGCCGUUCCGAGGUCAUCACUUGGUUUGAAAAUCAACAACGCAAGACUUUGACAACGCCCACGAAAACAAAGGAGCGACAUGAGGACAAAGAAUCCAGGGUGCAGGCGUUUUCCCAAAUCGAAGGCCCAACACAAAAGAAUGACCAUGGAUCCAAAUACUCGCAAAAUGGAGAAUCGACCAGUGUUGAGCAUCAGGCUCAGUAUAUGAGCACUAUGAGUUUAGAGGUCCAUGUGAAUACUCGCGGGGUGCUCUCACCGAACCCAGAGGAAGAUGAGAUAGCUUCGUUUUUCUGGUGUAUAAGCGCGGAAGAUGAAUUUCUCGAGGAUAAUGAUGUUCCAUCAGGAACCCAAAUUGGGAUCGUUUUCCAAGGAGAAGGAAAACGUCCUGAGUUGAAGGUUUCCAAGGCCUUAAGAAUGGAUUGGGAACAUGAACCGACGGAACUGGACUUAAUAAAUCGCCUAGUCGACAUUGUUCGAUUGCAUGACCCUGAUAUUAUCACCGGAUACGAGGUGCAUAACAGCUCAUGGGGGUACGUAAUUGAGAGAGCAAAGAAGAAAUAUGAUUUUGAUCUUUGUGACGAACUAUCGCGUGUGAAAUCGCAAGCACAUGGACGAUUUGGCAAAGAGGCAGAUAAAUGGGGCUUCAAUCAAACCUCGUCUAUCCGUAUCACUGGAAGACACAUGAUCAAUAUAUGGCGCGCCAUGAGGAGUGAGAUGAAUCUGCUACAGUACACCAUGGAAAAUGUCGUUUUCCAUCUCCUGCACCGGCGGAUUCCGCAUUAUUCAUUUCGCGACCUUACCGCAUGGUAUCAGAGCGAUAGGCCACGGGAUUUUAUGAAAGUCGUCAACUAUUUUGUCUCGCGCGUUCAAAUGAAUAUUGAAAUUCUUGACGCCAAUGAGUUGAUACCUCGGAUCAGCGAGCAAGCAAGACUUCUUGGUAUAGACUUUUAUUCAGUGUUUUCUCGAGGGUCCCAGUUCAAAGUGGAGUCCCUAAUGUUUCGAAUCGCAAAGCCAGAAAAUUUCAUACUUGUUUCCCCAAGCAGAAAGCAAGUUGGUCAACAAAAUGCCCUUGAAUGCUUGCCGCUCGUUAUGGAACCUCAGAGCGAUUUCUACACCAGCCCUCUUCUUGUUCUGGACUUCCAGUCGUUGUAUCCUAGUAUCAUGAUCGCCUACAACUAUUGUUAUUCCACUUUCCUUGGGAGGGUCCAGUCAUGGAGGGGGCGAGAUAAGAUGGGUUUCAUGGACUAUAAACGGCAACCGAGGCUGCUGGAGCUGCUCAAAGACCAGAUUAACAUCGCGCCGAAUGGCAUGAUUUAUGCAAAACCUGGAGUGCGAAAGUCGUUACUUGCUAAAAUGCUGGCAGAAAUACUGGAAACGCGGGUGAUGGUUAAGGCUGGAAUGAAGGUGGAUAAAGAUGACCGAGCACUACAGCGCCUUCUUAACAAUCGACAGCUUGCCCUGAAGCUCAUAGCCAAUGUUACGUAUGGGUAUACAUCUGCCUCGUUCUCAGGGAGGAUGCCCUGCUCUGAAAUUGCCGACAGCAUCGUUCAAUCGGGCCGAGAGACACUUGAAAAAGCCAUUGCUUUUAUUCAUUCCGUGGAACGAUGGGGCGCUGAAGUGGUAUACGGAGAUACAGAUAGCCUUUUCGUUUACCUCAAAGGACGGACUCGGGAUCAGGCUUUUGACAUUGGCGAAGAAAUUGCUCGAGCCGUCACAGAUAUGAACCCGCACCCAGUAAAGCUCAAAUUCGAAAAAGUCUAUCACCCUUGUGUGCUACUUGCGAAAAAGCGAUACGUCGGCUUUAAGUACGAACAUCGAGACCAGAAGGAACCCGAGUUUGACGCCAAAGGAAUUGAAACUGUUCGUCGCGACGGCACCCCGGCCGAGCAAAAGAUCGAAGAGAAGGCACUCAAGCUUCUAUUCAGAACAGCAGAUCUUAGCCAGGUGAAGAGUUACUUCCAGAAUCAGUGUACGAAAAUCAUGCAAGGACGUGUGUCAGUCCAAGACUUCUGCUUUGCAAGAGCCGUGAAACUGGGAACCUACAGCGAAAACGGAAACCUUCCCGCGGGAGCUCUGAUUAGCACAAAGAAAAUGCUCGAGGAUCCCCGUGCAGAACCUCAGUACGGCGAGCGCGUCCCCUAUGUUGUGGUGACAGGGGCUCCAGGGUCAAGACUCAUCGAUCGCUGUGUAUCACCAGAGACUCUCCUGCAGGAUGCACAAAUCGACCUCGACGCAGAAUACUACAUCACCAAGAACCUGAUUCCUCCUUUAGAACGCAUCUUCAACCUCGUUGGAGCUAAUGUUCGCCAAUGGUAUGACGAGAUGCCGAAAGUCCAUCGCAUCCGUCGUGUGGAAGGAGCAAACCCCAUCGUUGGUGGAAAGAGCAGCAUAAGGACACUCGAAUCGUACAUGAAGGCCUCAACUUGCAUUGUCUGCAAGGCCAAACUUUACGAUGCCGAAAUUUCUGUCUGCUCAGAUUGCACGCAAAGCCCUCAUAUCUCUCUACUGGAACUUGUCUCCCGACGCCGGCAGGCUGAGGAAAAAGUUACAAAUCUCGAGCGUGUCUGUCGCUCUUGUAUGGAUGUUCCAUUUGGGGAUGAAGUGAAAUGCGACAGUCUGGACUGUCCUGUUUUCUACGCAAGAACGAGAAGUAUGGCCUAUUGGAGACAUGCAAAUGCUUCGCUUGACCCUGUAACCAAACUUCUACAGGAUAAUUGCGGGAAUGGCUUGGAAUGGUAG